AUGAAGGACAUCAAAAAAUACAGCGGAGGUCGUCUCCUGGUUGACUUUUUACAUAUCAAAACAGUUAGCAAAAUCACUAACAAGAGGCUAACAGGAUAUACGCGGAGAGAUGAAAACACUGUUCCCAGUGUGUGUCCUCCACUGGUGUAUGAUUGUGAGUGUUGUGUGUGUUGGUCGGAGAGGCCGUAGGCAAAAACUGGCAGCCACGUUUCCGUCAGUCUGCCCCAGGGCAGCCGUGACUACUAAGGUAUUUUACCACCAUCAGGGUGUGACUGUGUGAGCUAAUGAACGAUGUAUCCAUUGUAAAGCGCUUUGAGAUCACUGACAAAAAGUGCUAUAAAUAUCUGAUGCAUUUUUUAAAUUAUUAUUUCUGCAGAAUCUUUAGUCCAGUUUCAGUCUGAUUGAGCUGUAUACUGGAAGAAAAGCUGAUCCCAAACUGCUUUAUCCAGAUAUGUAAGUCCAACUGUUGCCUCUUCCACAUUGCCAUUCUGCAACAGCGCUUGAAUAAAGCUCUGCCAAGGUGUAAUAUUGAUGUCCCAAACCCAGUGUGCCAUCCCGUUACCUCAUAGCCAGACUGAAAGAGCGUUAAAAUGUUCUUCUAUCCAAAGCAUUUCAGCUAAAUGCUUUAAAAACAUCCAUGAUUUUUUUAAAAACUAUUAACCACACGUGCCCAAAUGUGUUUUCCAAGAUGGCAGCAGUUUUGAAAAGCCUAAACUUCUUCUUAUUAUUAUUGACACAUUAUUGGAAAGGCCAGGAUGUCCUGUACAUGGUACAAAGAAUUUAGAAAUAUGCUUUUUGCAAACUUAUAUCUAUCACAGAGAACAAAGAUGAAUAAGUUCAGAAGGAUAAAGAAGUGGUCUGUCUGUAUGCAGAUGAUCUCAAUUGCUUUUGUGGCCCAUGAAGAACAUUUAAGAUUAAACUUCGGCCUAUUUUUUAUCCUGUUAGAAAUCCCCCACAACAGCUUUAAAUUGACUGUUUCAAUCCACACAAUACACACAGAAGAGAGGAACUUGUGCAAUAACCCAGGUGUAGGUUACAGUAUAACUGAAAACUGAUGUUAAGAAGAUAAAACCCAACUUUUACAACAAAAGUUUCCCCUCAUGUCAUCUCAGACAAAGAGGGAGCAGAGAAAACAACAGAAGAUUGAUGGCACAAUAACGUCCGGCAGCUCAAAGAAAACAUCAUCGCCACAGAGCGUGUAACGCGAGAGACAAAUACCCUGACAGGGUAAAAGGUCAGAGGUUGUACUGUGUCACAUCAGAUGCAGAAGUAUGCAGACGCUAAACUGCGCAGCGUACGCUACAGACACAAUAGAUAGAGAACAAACUUUUUACGUUUUCAACUCAGAGCAAUCAUGUGAAUUGUCUCAGAACAAGAGGAGAGGAUGACAACAUUGGUGCAGCCUUUAAAAAAACCACUCUCAGUCAGUCACUCACUCUCACUGCUGGCUUUGUUGAUGUGUCUGACAUCAAACCGAGCGCAUGUGUUUUCUUUUUGAGUAAUGCUUGUGAUGACACAUGUCUAAACUAGUUUUGAUUGAAAUCAGAGUGAUCUACACUUGGAAUAAACUUCAGUGAAAUCAGGAAACUAAAUCAUUGUUCUUAUAUUGUGUUAUAUUAUAGACCAAAAGUCUAAAAACUGUGUCCAGACUGAGAGAUAUAAGCUCUCAAACGAUUUCUGACACACAAAAGUCUGAGGAAGAACUCAAGGUGAGACAUAUCACACAGUUGAUCUUGAUACUGUGUUGACAAUACAGCAGCUAAUUCUGACUGAAAACAGACAUCAGAUAGUGUGGUUUCACGUUUUUAUUCAUAUUAGCAGAAAAUACACCCACACAAGGUUAAUAGAGUAUUAGUAUUAGUGGUAAUAAUCUCGCUUCUAUCAGUGUGACGGUUACAUUAGUGACUGCUCAGUGUGGGGUUGGUGCCAGUGAAGCCGGAGGAGUCAGCAUGACCACGGCCGUGUUUAUCAUACCUACACUCAUGGAUUUACAAAUGAAGCAUGAAGUCCCAGAGGAACACUAUCAAGCUCCCCUCGCUGGAAAAUGUCAGGCAGCACCACGGAGAACAACAAAUAAACAGCCGCAGAGCAAACAGCAAGUCUUGCUCAGGAGCCGGACUAAAUGUGUCCAAGUCAUUAGUACUUGAUGGGGACUGGCCACCCAGUCUGACUCCCGUCUACGCUUCUCACACAGCACACUGACCAGCCCACUGUACUGGAGAGACUGGAAACAACCCCAGAGAGCAUAUAUAUUUAUUUAAUAGUGAUAUUUUUCUCUUGGAUUUUAGAUGUUUUGUAUCUUUUUAGAGAGCAUUUACCUUCAAACAUGUUUCAUUAACUUAAUCGGCAUGUUUUUUUUUAGUUGUUGAGAUAAAAGUGCAUUAUUCAAACAUAUAAAAGUGCAGUCAUGAUGUUAAGAUUGUAACAUUCAGUUUAAAGUGACUGACAUUUGGAGUGGAGUCGUCUGCUCUGGGCACGCCUCCCUAACUCGCUGAUGCACUUUGAGUUGGCCCGCCCCUGCUCUUGUAUAAAUCCAGACAGAGUGAGUGUGUGAGGACACACACACACUCUGCCUCAGCCUCUAUCAACAACACCUCUUCUUCUGUUUUGUGGAUUACUGGAUGGAAAAUGUCCGACACAGUCAAACCUCUGACUUCCUUCUUCAUAGACGACAUCCUCUCUGUUAAGGACAGCACCAGAUUAAACAGCAAAAGCUCCUCACAGAAGACGGACAGAUGGAAAGAGGAGUCUGAAAUGUUGUCGGAGCAGCUGUGUCCUCCAGAGGCGGCAUUCAGGGUGCAGACAGGUGAGCUCCUAACCCACUACACUCUGUUUGACCUUGACUUUUCAGAGGGAAGUUUUAUUUGCUAGUUCAAACUUUGUUUAAUACAGAAAUGUUCUACAGCAGUGUGUCAAACAAGUUUAAGGAGAACUUAAUGGUGAUAGUUAGCGGCCUUGUAUACAACCCAAAGAUCUGAUCCUGUCUGUCCUCCACAGAGUCCUCUCGUCCCAGCUCUUCAGACUCCGGCAGCUUUUCCUCUUCAGGGAAACAGAAACGCUCCAGAGCCGCAUUCACGCAUCUCCAAGUGCUGGAACUGGAGAAGAAGUUUAGCCACCAGAAAUACCUCUCUGCUCCAGAGAGGGCUCACCUGGCCACCACCUUAAGACUGACAGAGACUCAGGUGAAGAUCUGGUUUCAGAACCGCAGGUACAAGACGAAACGAAAGCAGCAAAGCUCUGAAUUCUGUAAGGACGUGUACAAAGCAGAGGGACUGAGUCUGAGGGAGGAUUUGGUCCGAUCGUCGCUGAUCACCUCUCUCUGUAAAGCUUAUCAAUACAGACCCUACCUUUGGGACUACGGUGGCCCCUGGGGACCAACAUUAUGGUGA
Xyrichtys novacula (pearly razorfish) is the source of this 3389-nucleotide messenger RNA. The record is from the annotation of a GenBank genome assembly. Lineage: Eukaryota; Metazoa; Chordata; Actinopteri; Labriformes; Labridae.